GCAAGAGCUUCGCCAUUCCCCCCCUCCCCUCGCCUUGUCGAUCAAGAUACCGGUACCUUCCUUCCAGUCUCUUUAGAUAACUCUUCCCCAAUAACUCCUUUUAAUACCCUUCAUUUCAAUUAUCAUCUCAACGCUCGCAACCUUCUAUCGCACCAACACCAUUCCAUCUCCUACCUUGUUAGAGUCUCGUUCCAAUAUAGAGAGGUCGGACUCAAAGCUCAACUAUUCAAUAAGGUCCUGAUUAUACCAACUUCAUCCGUCAACUCCUUCUCAAUUCCGCCUUAUCUGCUGUGGAAUCCUCUUCUCGAUUCACUCGAUUACAUUGUCGCAAUUCUAUGAAUCUUCACUAGUUUGUAAACAAAGCAUUGAGCUGUUCACCACACAUAACGAGUUCGAAUGUCACUACCGUCGGUGUACUUGACCGAAAUCGAGUCCCUCAGUCAAGAAAUUAUAAGAAACCAACCUACCGAUAUUUUACAAUUCUGUGCCAACUAUUUUAGUCAACGUCUAGAAACUGAGCGCACUGGGUUUCUGUCAUCUCGCAAUAGAUCAUAUCGUUCCGUAUCACCAGGGACAGCAAAUCGGCCGAGAAUGGCUGGAAACACGUUCCCCGGUCGGCUUGGAACUCACGCCAAUCCUUUUGGUGGUGAUGGAAAUGGUUUAGGACAUGAACAAGCGGUUUCCGGCAAUAUUUCAAAAGUCAUAGAGGAGGAUGAAAAUGAUACGAUAACAUCACCAACAACACCAAAUUUUGGAUUCUCAAAGGGAGUUCCUUCAUUUGGAGCUUCUUUUGGAGCUUUAUUCGGAGGAGAUGCAAGUACUGGAGACUUUCCACCAUCUUCUUUCAAACCUGCGAGCGAAGGAUUUCCUGAGCAUUACGGCAUGGGAAGGCGCACUUCUGUUUCAGCCGAAUCUCUCAACCCGACAGCUUCAUCCAACGAUAACUGGUCUCCACCCUUUCAUCAAAAAACACCGGAUCAAGUAGCACGCUUGAAGAAAUCAAUUUCUGGAAACUUUCUUUUUAGUCAUCUUGAUGACGAACAAAGCGCUCAAGUACUAGGUGCUCUCGUAGAGAAACCAAUUCCUGCCGUUGGUAUUAAGGUCAUCUCGCAAGGUGAUCAGGGAGAUUUCUUCUACGUAGUCGAGAAAGGCUCUUUUGACGUACAUGUCAACUCCAGUGGCUCGCUGCAACCAGGACCCGAUGGUCUCGGGACCAAGGUAGCCACUAUUGAGCCAGGUGGAUCCUUUGGUGAACUCGCCCUUAUGUAUAACGCCCCCAGAGCAGCCACAGUUAUAUCUGCAGAGGCUUCCUGCACUCUCUGGGCUUUAGAUCGCAUAACUUUCCGCCGAAUUCUUAUGGAUUCAACAUUCCAGCGCCGUCGUCUCUAUGAAAGUUUCCUCGAAGAAGUGCCACUUCUCUCAACUUUGACCCGUUAUGAAAGGUCGAAAAUCGCUGAUGCUUUGGAGACUCAGAAAUACCCACCUGGUACUUCAAUCAUAAAUGAAGGAGAUGCCGGAGAGGCAUUCUAUCUUCUUGAGAGUGGAGAGGCCGAGGCAUACAAGCGUGGUGUAGAGAACCCAGUAAAAUUAUACCACAAAGGAGAUUAUUUCGGAGAAUUGGCGUUACUGAAUGAUGCUCCCCGAGCUGCUAGUGUUGUUAGCAAAACCGAAGUAAAGGUAGCCACCCUUGGCAAGAACGGGUUCCAGAGGUUAUUGGGACCGGUUGAAAGUAUUAUGAGAAGAACAAAAUAUGAGGGCGUGGAGAGCAUUGAUCCCCUUCACCAGAAUUAAAGGAUUGUUGGUUUGGAAUGGAUUCGUUUUACUUGAUGGCGUUCAGAUACAGGUUACGUUCGUUCAUGAGAUGAUCAAAUGGACUAGGGAUUAUUAGUGGGCAAUACCUGAGAUGCAGACAAGAGUCAGAUUUUCAAUCACUUUGCAAUUGUAUUAUUGAUGUCCGUUAGCGAACUGCUUUUGAAUGCUAAUUAGUUUUACACCAUGCA
This is a messenger RNA of Botrytis byssoidea, 2000 nucleotides long. RefSeq lists its product as uncharacterized. Bases 397 to 1791 code for a protein of 464 amino acids. The transcript is spliced from 3 exons. Gene Ontology annotation, cellular component: cAMP-dependent protein kinase complex; nucleus. Gene Ontology annotation, biological process: regulation of protein phosphorylation. Lineage: Eukaryota; Fungi; Ascomycota; Leotiomycetes; Helotiales; Sclerotiniaceae. The record is from RefSeq and is a predicted model, not a curated record. Gene Ontology annotation, molecular function: cAMP-dependent protein kinase regulator activity.